Pantherophis guttatus is the source of this 1848-nucleotide messenger RNA. It is a transcript of the gene HHATL, whose product is annotated as hedgehog acyltransferase like. Gene Ontology annotation, biological process: negative regulation of N-terminal protein palmitoylation. The record is from RefSeq and is a predicted model, not a curated record. Gene Ontology annotation, cellular component: endoplasmic reticulum. NCBI's taxonomy places the organism in Eukaryota, Metazoa, Chordata, Lepidosauria, Squamata, Colubridae. Gene Ontology annotation, molecular function: acyltransferase activity.
CCAGGGGACUUCAGCAGCCCCAGCAGCUCCUCUUCAUGGCUUCCUAAACUUCAGCUUGAAAGAGGUGACCCCCACCCCCCCCCAGCCUGCUUCCCCAACUCUGUACCCCAACUCUGCCCAUCCAUCUACCACCCGAUUCCUUAGAUUGCAACUUUCUCAAGGAAGACCCUCGGUGUUGGUCCUUCAAGAGCUUCUGUCCGAGAUGGGGAUUAAGGCGGCAUUGCCCACUUAUGAGUUGGGCCUUUAUGCCCUGAUUGUGUCCUGUGCCAUCGCUUACAGUGGGCAGGAGAUUUUUGAGAGCUCCCAAGAUAGCAUGAAUCGAAAAGCCUUCCGAGAAAACAUAAAACCAGGAUGGCAUUAUUUUGGUAGGAAAAUGGAUGUGGCUGACUUUGAGUGGGCCAUGUGGUUCAAGUCCUUCAGGAACUUCAUCCUCUUCGCUCUUUCAGGCCACGUCCUGUUUGCCAAGAUCUGCUCCCUGGUAGCCCCUCAGCACAGGUCUGUCAUGUACAUGAUUUACGGCAUCCUGACUGUGCUGGGCAGUAUGGGAAGCAACUAUCUGAUGGUCAUCCUGUCCCAUUGCUUGGUACUCUACACCGUGGGCCUGGCUAAACAGAAAUGGCUGUGUUUUAUCGCUGGACUCUGCAGCCUGGCGUCGUUCAAGUUCGAACCCUUCAACUCCUGGCAGAAUGACUUCGUCUCAGGAACCUUUGACCUCCAAGAUAUUCUCUUUUACGGGGCCGGAUUCAGUAUCAUGCGUUGCAUGAGUUUCGCCCUGGAGAACUGUGAGAGGAAAGAGGGAAAUUAUUCCAUCUUCGCUCUGAUGAAAUACAAUUUCUACCUCCCUUUCUUCUUCUUUGGGCCCAUCAUGACUUUUGACCAAUUUCAUGUCCAGGCACACAACAGCCAGCUGCAGCGUAAAGAUCGCGAGAUGUGGCACAUCAUCGUUCAUGCUUUUGUCCACCUUAUGGCCAUUGUCAUUGUGGAUGUUUUCUUCCACUUCUUCUACAUUCUGACCAUUCCUUCAGACCUGAAGUUUGUGAACCGUCUCUCUGACUGGGCGCUGGCUGGCCUGGCCUACUCCAACUUGGUGUACGAUUGGGUGAAAGCUGCCGUGAUGUUUGGGGUCAUCAACACCAUCGCCAGGUUGGAUCAUCUGGAUCCACCGCAACCGCCCAAGUGCAUCACAAUGCUCUACGUCUUUGCGGAAACGCACUUUGACAGAGGGAUUAACGACUGGCUGUGCAAAUACGUCUACGAUUACAUUGGGAAGGAUCACGACAACAUCUUCAAGGAGCUCAUGGCCACCAUUUCCACUUUUGCCAUCACCACCCUCUGGCUGGGGCCUUGUGAAAUUGUCUACAUUUGGUCCAUUUGCAACUGCUUCGGCCUCAAUUUUGAGUUGUGGGUGCAACAGUUCUUCCAGCUGAAGCUGUUUGCAGAGAAAGAGGCCAACAUGUCUGAGGCAACUUCCCGGCGAAUCAGGAGCAUCUUUGGGGCAGCCAAUUUCUGGGCAAUUGUCUUCUACAACAUCCUUGCCCUCAAUAGUCUGGAGUUUGCCCUUCUGGUUGCCAAGAGGAUCUUCCUAACUGGUUUUCCUCUCAGCACCUUCUCCAUCUGGUUCAUCACGUACUGCGGUGUGCAACUGAUCAAAGAAAGGGAACGGAUCCUGGCUAUCAGAGACGAGGAGAAAGACAAGGAAAAGGCAGAAUAAUGGAGAAAGGCAAAACCACAGAUGCAACUCCGGAGCAUCUGAGCUUUGUUUAACCCGGGUGCCUCAAAGCUGCAGAAGAGCCACGAAGCUCUCCUGCAUUGCUCAGUUUUCCAAAAUAAAGAAUUUAUUUAUGCAAA